AUGGUCAAGGCCAUAGAUGGACUGUCCCAGAAGUAUUGCCAAGAACUAAGCAGAGAGAUACCUUGGCUAAGACAUAUUCAGGACCUUAGUAGUCGUGUGUGGGUUCUUCAUAAUGAUAUCCUCACUGCAGUCCCUAGGAAAGAACAAACGGUUCCGGUCACAGUCACCUUACUCCCAUGCCAAUAUCUGGAGACUCUUGAGAAAGGCAGGGGGGAUCCCAUGUAUCUGGGACUGAGCAAGCCUGAACGCUGCCUGUUCUGCACAAAGGAAGGGGAGCAGCCCGUGCUGCGGCUCAAGGAUGGGGACAUAAUGGAACUGUACCACCAAAGGGAACCUGUAAAAGCUUCCCUCUUCUACCAAAACAAGAGUGGCACCACCUCAACAUUCGAGUCCGCAGCCUUCCCUGGUUGGUUCAUCGCUGUCUGCUCCAAAGGAAGCUGUCCGCUCUUUCUGACCCAAGAUCUGGGGAAAACCCACAUCACUGACUUUGAGAUGAUUGUGGUGCACUAA
Peromyscus californicus insignis is the source of this 510-nucleotide messenger RNA. Its product is annotated as interleukin-36 alpha-like. Gene Ontology annotation, molecular function: cytokine activity; interleukin-1 receptor binding. The record is from RefSeq and is a predicted model, not a curated record. NCBI's taxonomy places the organism in Eukaryota, Metazoa, Chordata, Mammalia, Rodentia, Cricetidae. The coding region runs from base 1 to 510 and encodes 169 amino acids. Gene Ontology annotation, biological process: cellular response to lipopolysaccharide; inflammatory response to antigenic stimulus; cytokine-mediated signaling pathway. The transcript is spliced from 4 exons.